Dioscorea cayenensis subsp. rotundata (Guinea yam) is the source of this 2090-nucleotide messenger RNA. RefSeq lists its product as uncharacterized. Bases 105 to 1751 code for a protein of 548 amino acids. The record is from RefSeq and is a predicted model, not a curated record. NCBI's taxonomy places the organism in Eukaryota, Viridiplantae, Streptophyta, Magnoliopsida, Dioscoreales, Dioscoreaceae. Gene Ontology annotation, cellular component: Cul4A-RING E3 ubiquitin ligase complex. Gene Ontology annotation, biological process: protein ubiquitination. The transcript has 10 exons.
AGGGGUGCGUUUGCAUUUGUGGAUAGCUCUUUUGUUCCAUUGUCUUCUUCCAGGGUGAGCUCACAGGAGAGAGAGAGAGAGAGAGAGAGAGAGCUUGAGCGGUGAUGGAUGGGAAUCAUCGACUCUUGGAACACGAGAGACUCCAGAUGGAGCGUAUCAGAGAGCUCGACAUGGAGGAGCUUGAGAUCGAGGAGGUUGAUGUCGAUUUUGAUUCCUCUUCUGACGACGACGACGAUGGCAUCCCUAGUGAGCGUGGUGAUGGCGGUGCUGGUCAAUAUGGGGGCUUUACCUUUGACACAUGCUUGGCUUCCUUGCACACAUAUCUUGGUGAAGUUGAUGCCACUCAAGGGAGGAUGAUAUUUUUGGAUGGUGGUGCAAUCUUCACGUUGCCAAUGUUCUAUCUCGAAGGAGUUGUGCUCUUUCCUGAGGCAACCCUUCCCUUGAGGGUAGUUCAACGUAGAUUUAAAGCUGCUGUUGAAAGAGCUUUGAACCAGACUGAUGCUCCAUACACAAUAGGUGUGGUUCGUGUUUAUAGGUCAAGUGAUGGUCUAAGACUUUGUUGUCCUACAAUUGGGACCACUGCAGAGAUACGGCAGUACAGGCGGCUGGAUGAUGGUUCUUUAAAUGUGGUUGCUCGUGGUCAGCAGCGGUUUCGCAUACGUCGGCGAUGGAUUGAUGUGGAAGGAACACCAUGUGCUGAAGUGCAAAUCAUUCAGGAAGAUGUUCCUUUGAGAAUUCCAAAAGAUGCAUUUGGACAGUUGGCAGCAGUAUACAAUUGGUCAAAAUGUACACCAUCACAUGCAGAGUCGUCAAGUGUUUCACUGUCCAAACGCCAAGGAUUUGAGGACGCUGAAAGUGAUUGGGAGUGCAUGUCUGCGACAAGCACUUUUAGUGAUAGUUCAACGAUGGACACACGGACACCAACUGAUUCACCUUGCAGAUACGAGAGGUUUGAUGCGCUCUCUUCUAGUGAUGAGGACUCAAUGCCUGGGCAUGCUUCGAGGUUGAGGGAAUCUUAUUUAAAUAAAUUGGGAGGAUCUGGGCAGUCACAUGACAGACUGUCUGAGAACGAUAGCAUGAAGUCAGAUCUUGCUGGAGCAUUGCCAUCUGGAAGAGUACCCAUAAAGAGUGCAGGUUCUUUUGUGCCCACCAGAUUGAAAUGGUCACACAAGGCUCCAAUGGCUUUCUGGCCUCAUUGGGUUUACCAAAUGUAUGAUUCUUAUGCGCUUGCUCAAAAGGCUGCAGAUCUUUGGAAGCAGAUAAUCAGAAUGCCUAGUAUGGACAAUUUAGUAACAAAGCCAGAUCUCUUGUCAUUCCAUAUGGCCAGCAAACUUCCAAUGUCAGAAGCUACCAGACAAGAACUGCUAGAGAUUGAUGGGGUGUCCUAUAGAUUACGGAGGGAAAUUCAGCUACUAAAGAGCUUUGACCUCAUAAGAUGUAAGACAUGCCAGUCUGUAAUUGCAAGGCGAAGUGAUAUGCUUGUGAUGUCUAGUGAUGGACCCCUCAAUGCUUAUGUGAACCCUCAUGGUUUUGUGCAUGAGGUCAUUACUGUCUACAAUGCCAAUGGACUUGCGCUUCAGGGACGUCCUGAUAAAGCACACAGCUGGUUCCCUGGUUAUGCAUGGACGAUCACCUAUUGUGCUUCCUGCGAGUCAAAUAUCGGCUGGUUAUUUACAGCUAGGAAAAAGAAUCUGCUGCCAAGGUCAUUUUGGGGAAUCCGGAGUUCUCAAGUCAAAGACAGCGAGUGCUGAGAGAGAACGAAAUCGUAUUAGAAAAAAGAAUAAGAAUAUAUAGUAGGAUUUUGUAUGUCAAACACAUAAAUGAUCAGAAUAUAGGAGACUGCUCUUCUCCAUCUGUUGGAAAAUGAUAUUAUAUGUGCAUAUAAACCUGCUAUCACUUCUGAGGUUGUGUCAAUGUUCAGCGGAUAGCUUGUGAGUGUAAGCCGUUGUAGGUAGCGUAUUUGGGACAUCAGGCUGUUGCCGAAACUUAAUGCUAGCCCUUUAUGUAAAUUUAGGAGCAAAGUGCCUAAAUGGCAAUGUGUUUUGUAUCUUUCUGAUUUUUUUUUUGGUUGUAUCUUACUGAUUGGUUUU